AUGGAGCUGCACGACAAGAUCUACUACAAGCGAUCAGAGUAUAUCGAGACUGACACGGGUAACAAGGUCAGCAAGCGCUCGACCAUCUGCGGCUCCUCCAACAUCGUCCUAGGCGGCAAGACUAUCAUACAACAGGGCUCCAUCAUCCGAGGCGAUCUCAGGCGUCAAGGUGCGGGCAAUGCCGUCGUGGUCGCCAUUGGGAGAUACUGCCUCCUAGGCGAGAAUGCCGUCAUCAGACCGCCCUACAAGACCUAUAAAGGAUCGUUCAGUUACUAUCCUCAGAAAUUGGGCGAUUUUGUGACAAUAGGCGCCAAUACGAUCCUUGAAGCUGCACAAGUCGGCAGCCUGGUCGAAAUUGGCAAGAACUGCAUCAUCGGCCGCUUUGUCGUCAUCAAAGACGGCGCGAGGAUUGAAGACGAUACUGUCGUUCCGCCAGGCACGACAAUUCCUUCGCUAUCUGUCUACGCAGGCUCUCCAGCGCGGCUGGUCGCAGAGUUGCCAGAAAGCGCGCCUGACACCAUCGAAGCGCGCGCCAAGGCCUACUACGCUCACUUUGUGCCAGGGUAG
Mixia osmundae IAM 14324 is the source of this 567-nucleotide messenger RNA. RefSeq lists its product as uncharacterized. The transcript has 5 exons. The coding region runs from base 1 to 567 and encodes 188 amino acids. The record is from RefSeq and is a predicted model, not a curated record. Lineage: Eukaryota; Fungi; Basidiomycota; Mixiomycetes; Mixiales; Mixiaceae.